Molecule: messenger RNA, 1209 nt
Organism: Protopterus annectens (West African lungfish)
Lineage: Eukaryota; Metazoa; Chordata; Ceratodontiformes; Protopteridae
Gene: TMEM106C
Product: transmembrane protein 106C
Exons: 8
Coding region: 237-989 (250 amino acids)
Source: RefSeq, a predicted model, not a curated record
ACCAUUGCUGUCUGACUGCUAUUAUGUUGUAACUUGUUUUACACACGUCGCACUGUUGAACUUGAUGCUAUCUCUUCUUUAUGUGGUACAUUAAGCAACAACGUUAAUUAAGUUUUGAAGAGAAAGAGGGAAGUAAUACGUUGAGAUGAAAGAUUUUGAAGCUUACAGCUGAAGGUAAAAUGGACUUUUUGUUGAGUCAUGAGGAUUGUCAGUGAAGUGCUUUCAGGAACCAUAGCAUGGGGACUCGUCUGUCAUCCCUUUUUCCUUCAGGCAAGCAGGAGAGCUGUGAUCAAGACAGAAAAGAAAGUUCACUCUCAAGGCAUGUGCAAGAAGACGAGAUUGCUCACUUUCCUUAUGUGGAAUUUACAGGACAAGACAGCAUUACUUGCCCUACCUGUCAGGGCACUGGGCAAGUGCAAACAGGAAGAAUGAAUGAACUGGUGGCCCUUGUUCCAUAUAGUGACCAAAGGUUACAGCCACAGAGAACGAAAUUAUACGUUCUCCUUUCCGUUAUUGCCUGCAUAUUGAUAUCUGUUCUUGUGGCGUUCUUCUCGUUCCCACGAGCGGUGCUAAUAGAGGGCAAUGGUUUUCAGAGUGCACAAGUCAGGUUAGACAAGAACAGCUCACAAGUUUUCAUCACCCUGAUGACCACCUUAAAUAUCAGUAAUACAAAUUUUUACUCGGUGUUUAUACAAAGUGUUUCCUCUGAAGUGUUUUAUUUAAAUACAGUGAUUGGAACACAGAAGAUUGAAAAUGUAUCUGUGAUUCAACCCCUGAGUAAGAAGCAGGUGAACUUCACUGUCAAUGCAGAGAUUGGUGGAGCCCUGCACUUUGUAUAUAACUACUGCACAGAGCCAUCACUUGUAAUCCACAAUAUCGUGAUCUUCAUGCGUACCACAGUUAAGGUUUUGUACCUAAAAAACAAAUAUCAAGAUUCCCUGGAAUGGUAUCAGUACAUCGACUGUGGGGCACAUUACUCCAGCAUAUAAAAAUUCUCCUAACUGCCAAAGCAUAUUAAACUUAAAGUGGUUAUGUUUCACUUGUAUUUCAUUGGGAAGACAAUAAAAGUUUGUCUGCCACCUGCUGCUGUUGCUUUACAUGUAAAAAGUUAAGUGUUAUGCUGUAGUUUGAUUAAAUGUAUGUUUUGCAAAGUUUUUCUACAACUUUUGGUAUUACCUUACAUGCAAUAAAAUUUAAUUUUAUACUGUA